This is a messenger RNA of Dibothriocephalus latus, 462 nucleotides long. The record is from the annotation of a GenBank genome assembly. NCBI's taxonomy places the organism in Eukaryota, Metazoa, Platyhelminthes, Cestoda, Diphyllobothriidea, Diphyllobothriidae.
AUGAACGGAGACAUUGCUAUGGCUAAUUUUACCGUGCCAACGAUGGAUUUUGAGGCUAUUUCUAACGUAGCUGACGAGUUCGUCAUGCAAUAUUACACGGUCAUGAACAAAUGUCCUCAACAUCUCCACCGGUUCUAUUCCCAUGAUUCCUCUGUCAUACACGAAGAUGCUCCCAUUUUUGGUCAAGAAAAUAUCUUCAACGCAUUCAAGGAUAUGCCUUUGACCGAUACUCAUGUGCUGAUUCAUAAGGUUGAUGCCCUUAGGUCGGUACUAAAUAGCAUCCUUGUACAGGUUUGUGGCGAAGUAAGCAUAGCCGGUGCACCUCCCAGGCGAUUUAUGCGUAGUUUCACGCUCUGUGAGAAGAAUACGCGCAACUUCUACGUAUUGAACGACAUUUUUCACUACCAGGAUCGAGUGUUUAUCCCAGAAGGUCAUAAUGUGGAACCGGAACAUGGUAAGUAG